UUCGAUGUAAUACACACUUACAGAGACAUGUAGGGGAAACUAAAUGAGUUGGUCGUCUGACCAUGUCCCUACUAAAGCCUGUAACUUUGCCCUGAUUCACUUUAUCAGCAUAUGGAUUUCAAGAGGAAUGGGCUUCAUCUGCAAUAUUACAUAGGACAUAUUCACUCUGAAUACACCAAUAAUGAAUUUGAAAAAAUGUAAAAAAAAAAAGACAGUGACUGCGGGUCUUCUCCUGCCGAACAGAGACGACUCUAGCCGGCGCUCGCUCGCCACAAACAACCGCAUCCGGGGUCGCGGAGCUCCGCUCCAGACCAGUGGGUGGCGCUAGUGGCCGGAACCGGAAGCACAGGGAAAAUGUCCAAAAAGUCCAAAAAGAGAGUGCGCAAGAAGUUUUCUUCCUCCUCCAGUGAGGAAGACGAGAAGGUAUCCAAACAUCAAGAUGUCACCAAGAGUAGCAAAAGUGAAAAGAGGAGGCUGGAAAGCUGUGCAGCGAGGCAGGACAGGUCUGUUUCUUCUUCAACCAAAGAUGAAUCCCAAAGUACCCGCCUGAUCAAAAAGCCAGUCUACAGACGGAAGCAGACAGAAGCAGAGGCAACAGACUGGAAACCUGUUAAUAACGCAGACGAAUUGCCAAAAACAAAAAGUGUCUCUUUGCCAUUCCACCGGGGAAAUUGCUCUGGUAAAGCAACGGAUUAUAUUUCAGGGAAAUAUCAAACUGUCAGUGGGAGUAAGAAUGUGGAACGAGGACCCGCAAAGCCAUGGCGCUCUGACACGCCAGGUACAGGUUCGCAGAAAACGGAGCGGAUCUCCAAACGAAGCUCAGCUGUAAAGUCUUCCCAGAGGACGUCUUCAAAUUUGGAAAAGCUAACGAGUCCAACUUUGGUUUCUGCUGAAUGGGAGAAACAUAGACACAAUGUACAGAAAAAGAAAUGCAGAACUGAGGAGCCACCAAGGACUGGAAGUGAGAGCAAGAACAGGAAACUGAUCAAGACCAGGGAACCGUGCAAGACCAGGGGAACGAGUAAGACCAGGGAACCGAGCAAGACCUGGGAAACGAGCAAGACCAGGGAAUCGAGCAAGACCAGGGAACUGAGCAAGACCUGUGAACAGAGCAAGACCUGGGAACAGAGCAAGACCUGGGAACAGAGCAAGACCUGGGAACCGAGCAAGACCAGGGAACCGAGCAAGACCUGGGAACAGAGGAAGACCAGUGAACCGAACAAGACCUCGGAACCGAGCAAUACGAGCAAGACCUGGGAACCGAGCAAGACCAGGGAACCGAGCAAGACCAGGGAACUGAGCAAGACCUGGGAACCGAGCAAGACCAGGGAACCGAGAAAGACCAGGGAACCGAGCAAGACCUGGGAACCAAGCAAGACCAGGGAACCGAGCAAGACCUGGGAACAGAGCAAGACCAGUGAACCGAACGAGACCUCGGAACCGAGCAAUACGAGUAAGACAUUGGAACCGAGCAAGACCUGGGAACCGAGCAAGACCUUGGAACAGAGCAAGACCUGGGAACCGAGCAAGACCAGUGAACCGAACGAGACCUCGGAACCGAGCAAUACAAGUAAGACAUUGGAACCGAGCAAGACCUGGGAACCGAGCAAGACCUUGGAACAGAGCAAGACCUGGGAACCGAGCAAGACCAGUGAACCGAACAAGACCUCGGAACCGAGCAAUACGAGCAAGGCCUGGGAACAGAGCAAGACCAGGGAACCGAGCAAGACAUGGGAACCGAGCAAGACCUGGGAACCGAGCAAGACCUCCUCUGUCUCCAGAGAUUCUUUACAGCACAGGAGAAAGGAGUUGGUCAAAAAGAUGUGCCAAAGGCAUCGAGAAAAUGAGUUUAAGGCCAAAAGGAGACUGUGCACAGUAGCAAAACCUCUAUAUGCCUCUUCCACAAACCAGUCUUCCACUUCAGCCAAGCACACUACCUCAGAGAGUCGCUCAAAGCUAUUGGAGAAUGUCACCUCAGUGCCGGGGAGACUCUCACCACAUUCACAUGAGGAAGCAAGGCCAUCAUCUGCUCAGAAAGAUUCUGCACAGAAAGAUUCUCUCACACCAUCUCUUCCUCCAAAGUUUAAGAUGACAUUCUCAUCACAUUCACAUAAGGGAGCAAGGCCAUCAUCUGCUCUGCAACAGAUAGAUUCUCUCACACCACCUCCGCCUCCAAAGUUUAAGAUACCAAAGAAGAUUCAAAUAGGGCCAAUAACUGGCAGACGUUACAACAAUGACCCUAUUUCAGCAAACAGAAUUCUCAAACGUGAGCAACAUGAGAUCUCAGACUCUGGGGCCACAAUAAGAAACUCCAAGCAGGAAACGGUCCAACAACAUCACAGCUUUGUGUAUGUAACUCCGAGCUUUUCACCUGAAGCACAAGAUAAGAGCUUGUCCUUGUCUGACCAAAUCCCAGCUGCGUGCGAUGCCGCCCCCGAGCUGUGGUAUGACCAGAUGCAGUUGGUUGACGAGCUUCAUCUUGCCCGCACUGAGAAGAAAUUAGAGGUGAACAUAAUGCAGAGCUACGGAGAACUCACUUGUAUGGAGAUAGACCCCCAGGAGGAGGGGGCUACAGAUGUUUACUGCAAACAACCCCCUCCGCAAAACCUCAUCCUCGUCCUGGACACCAACGUCCUUCUCAGUCACCUGGAUUAUGUGAAGAAGACCCGGUCUCAUGGUCUUGGAGCCCUGGGCUGCCCCGUUGUGCUGAUCCCCUGGGUGGUGCUUCAGGAGCUGGAUUCCCUAAAAAGGGGAAGAGGCCUGUCAGGUUCUGUGGCGCACCUGGCCACCCCCGCCAUCUCGUACAUUUACAACACUCUGAAGGACCGGGAGCCGCACCUCUGGGGCCAGUCCAUGCAGCAGGCCGCCGAGAGCAGUAAUGGUCUGAAUGCUGAGAAUAAUGAUGACAGAGUUCUGCAGUGCUGCCUGCAAUACCAGAGUCUGUACCCAGGCUGUGCUCUCAUGCUAUGCACUAAUGAUAAGAACCUUUGCAGUAAAGCCCUGCUGAGUGGGGUUAGGGCCCUCAGCAAGAAUGAUUUGGAGGCAGAAGUUGUGAGAUCCAGUCAUGGCCUCCACCCUCUGCACAACUUUGAGACUCCAAUGCCGCCACACUCUAACCCUCAGAUCUCAUCACCGAUGCUGAGCAGGAGUUGCACGCAAGCACAGCCACACGUUCAAGGGAGAACAUGCCCUUCUCUAGGACUCGUGAUGAAAUAUAACCAGCAGCUCAGUGGAGGAGAAGGGGAGAAGGAGAAAUGGGACCUCAACAGAAGUGUCUCUGAACUAGAAGAAAGCUUGCGAGAGGUGCUGUCUGAUGUGUUGGAGGUGGAGAUGAAGGCCGCCUAUGAAGAACUGUGGUUAGAGAUAGUUUACCUAAAACCACCCUGGACUCUCCAGGAUGUCCUGCAGUGUAUGAAAAAACACUGGAUCGCCGUCUUUGGGCAAAUUGUCCCGCGUGGGAAGCAGCAAACUGUUUUGAAUCUCAUUGAAUAUUUCAACUCAGGUAAAACAAUGGACUGUGAUGAUACAUUAGCAGCCCUUCAAGAAGCAAAGGAGCUUGUUAAAGCGUUUGGGCGACGUUCAAGCCGUGUACCCGGUGCCGUUUCCAUAAUGGACAACAUUUUCAAUAAGCUACAACCUCAGGCUCCGGAAUCUCCUGUGUGUGACGUUGACAUGAACGACGACGAUGAAGACGGACAAGUUGUGUCUGCUCAGGUCUCUCAUCAGGAAGUGUGGUCCCUGUUUGAGAACGUCUGGUGUAAUGUGUAUCAGAUAAGCUUGGAAGUGUUCAAAGCGCUGGGCUUUGACCCUCACACCAUGCAGAGCGUUUGCCCGGCGGGAGGUCCUUCGCCACCACAUGACGCCUUGGCCUGUUUGCACAAACUGUCCUCCAUGGUCUCACAGCUGCUCCAAGCCUUCAGCAGUGUGUUGUCAUUAGUCCCUAGUUUGGAGAAAGUCCAGACACUGCUCAGCAUUAUCCACGCUAAUAAGAUCGUCGAUGUGGAUUCCAGAUUGACAGCCAUCGACCUACUUGAUUGUUUCUCACAACAGGAAUACAGGGAGAAGCUGCGAGUCGGAGGGACCCAGCUCCAGACGCUGAACGAGGCCCUGGACCGUUGUGUCGGGGUCACGGGUCAAACCGUCGCCUUCGCGCCGUCGCCUUGACGGGACUCGAGUCAGGACGUUUCUCACGUCCGCCAGAACGAUGCCUUGAAUAAACGGAUGUCCUCGACGAUAUUGUUCCGUAUCGCCUGAAUGAGUCUUAUGAAUGUUAAUCCAUUCAUCUGCACAUCAAUCUGUAAAUCAUUUGUUAAACAGACCUUGUAUGUUCUGCAUCAGAGUGAAGAGUUUUGUUUACAAUAUUGUUUGUCUUAUCUCCAGCCAAACGAUCACAUUUCAGCAGUGAUUAAUUAUCCUUUUUUUAUAUUUAAUGCGUUCAGUAUGUUUACCGAGAUUUAUGCAUAUAUUUUAUGUUGAUAAAAAUAAAAAAAAAGGUGCGUGUUUUCAUUAUUAUGAUCGAAAUGUUUAUAUUUGCUUUUGGCAGUUUGUUGCAUGAUUUUCACUUAAGAGUUUGGAUUAUUUAUUUAGCGAUACUUGUGUGAUGAUGAUAAAGAAACUGAUCCGAGGCGCCCCAGUCCCCACUUUGACAAUUGACUGCUUUUUUUUUUUUUACGACUAUCUUGGGCCUGUAAAAUAAAUCUAUAAUAACUUAGAAUAAAUAAUAACUUGUGAACACAAAAUAUAUUUUAAAUAAAAAAGUAAAAAGCUG
Molecule: messenger RNA, 4768 nt
Organism: Scophthalmus maximus (turbot)
Lineage: Eukaryota; Metazoa; Chordata; Actinopteri; Pleuronectiformes; Scophthalmidae
Gene: swt1
Product: SWT1 RNA endoribonuclease homolog
Exons: 18
Coding region: 355-4164 (1269 amino acids)
Cellular component (GO): nucleus
Source: RefSeq, a predicted model, not a curated record